Messenger RNA from Phalaenopsis equestris, 603 nucleotides. Its product is annotated as non-specific lipid-transfer protein 3-like. Gene Ontology annotation, molecular function: lipid binding. NCBI's taxonomy places the organism in Eukaryota, Viridiplantae, Streptophyta, Magnoliopsida, Asparagales, Orchidaceae. Gene Ontology annotation, biological process: lipid transport. The record is from RefSeq and is a predicted model, not a curated record. Gene Ontology annotation, cellular component: membrane. Bases 29 to 376 code for a protein of 115 amino acids. The transcript is spliced from 2 exons.
AAUCCCUUGUUUCCAAGCCCAAGCAGUUAUGCUUCUUCUCCUCUCCCUCUCCAUUCGUCUAAACCUCACUUCUGCCAUUACUUGUACAGACUUCGCAAUGGGCUUCGCCACCUGCAUUCCCUACUCUUUCGGUAUAACCAGCUACCCAUCUCGUGAGUGCUGCGAAUCACUAAGCCGCUGGGUCUCGUCUAUCAAAUCCACUCGCCAACGACAGCGAGGCUGCCUUUGCUUUAAAUUAAUCUUAAACAUGCGUGGGAUCAAUGAUGCUAGAUUGGCCACUCUCCCCAAAAUAUGUGGCGUCAAUCUUGGCUUUCCAAUUAGCAGAUCAACUCAUUGUUCCCGGGUGAAGGGAGCCAGUGACGGCUUUAUGUUAUAGGAAAUAUCGUCCUAAUAAGAGAGUUAAUUAAUGGUCAAUUUGGACGUGAAAAUGUGAGACCAAAUAAAGUAUCUAUUGUCUUCACCCUGGAGUUUGCAUGCGUAAUUAAAAUAAAUGCGACGCAGGUGAAGCAAAUGUUUUCUAAAUGCAUGGCUUAAUUGUUAAUGUUGUUUUGCUAAUGCAAUUUGACCGUCUAAUAAUAUUUAUGUAUUGCAAUAAUGUAAAUG